This is a messenger RNA of Phytophthora nicotianae INRA-310, 447 nucleotides long. RefSeq lists its product as hypothetical. The coding region runs from base 1 to 447 and encodes 148 amino acids. The record is from RefSeq and is a predicted model, not a curated record. The transcript is spliced from 2 exons. NCBI's taxonomy places the organism in Eukaryota, Oomycota, Peronosporomycetes, Peronosporales, Peronosporaceae.
AUGUCCGAGCCCGAGCGUUACUACACUAUGUCCCAGUACAGGGAUGAGACUGCGCUCGCGUUCCUGUACCGCCUGAAUCUCGCCGCCGAGAGAGCCGACCUGAAUUUUAGGAAGUCCAGUGCAGAUCGAGAACGUCAUAUCAAGAGGUUCAUCAAGAAACUUUCAGAUGACCAGCUGAAGCGGACACUCGAAAGUCAGAGAUUCCGGAGGGUGUCCGACCUGGAGUUCGUGCUGAAGCAGCAGGAAGAAGUACGCCAGAAGGACGGGCCACCUGCUCGACAGUCUCGGGAUUUCAGAGCAGACAAUGUCGUCCGGGACCGUUACAAGCCUCGCCGCCAGGAUCGAGCCUACGUUGCCCAGGGUGACGAGGAUUCAGGAUACGACGAAGUGGAUGAGCGGGAGACUGGCGUCCGGAGUGCACCAGCAGUGAACAACCCGAGUACUUGA